Messenger RNA from Epinephelus moara (kelp grouper), 903 nucleotides. Its product is annotated as lactoylglutathione lyase-like. Lineage: Eukaryota; Metazoa; Chordata; Actinopteri; Perciformes; Serranidae. Gene Ontology annotation, molecular function: lactoylglutathione lyase activity; metal ion binding. The record is from RefSeq and is a predicted model, not a curated record. The coding region runs from base 57 to 605 and encodes 182 amino acids. The transcript is spliced from 6 exons.
GGCAGCACUGCAUAGAAGGAGAACUUGUUCUGUUCACUCAGUGUGAUCUGAGAGCCAUGGAGUUCAAAGGGGGACUGUCGGACGAGGCUGUGUCUAAUGCCUGCAAAGAGGGCGAUCCCAUGACUAAGGACUACAUGAUGCAGCAGACGAUGCUGAGGGUCAAAGAUCCAGCAAAAUCUCUGGACUUCUACACCCGAAUCCUGGGCAUGAUCUUGCUCCAGAAAAUCGACUUCCCCUCAAUGCGUUUCACCCUCUACUUCCUGGGAUACGAGGACAAAGCAGACAUCCCGGCUGACAUCAAAGAGAGGACGGCGUGGACUUUCUCUCGCCGAGCCACCAUAGAGCUCACACAUAACUGGGGUUCAGAGUCAGAUGAAAGUCUGUCGUACCACAAUGGGAACAACGAGCCGAGAGGAUUUGGUCACAUUGGUGUCGCUGUUCCCGAUGUUUACGCUGCCUGCAAAGUCUUUGAAGAGCAAGGAGUGACGUUUGUCAAGAAACCAGAUUCAGGUAAAAUGAAGGAUCUGGCCUUCAUUCAGGAUCCUGAUGGCUACUGGAUUGAGAUUUUAAGUCCUAACAACAUGGUCUCAUUAAUGGCACCUUAAAGCAGAGAAACACCGGGGGAAACACUCAGGGCAUCAUGGUGGAGAAAACACUGCUGAAACAAAAGAAGACUUUUAUUUUGUACAUGACAAAGCUUUGAUACGCACAUCAACUCUGUCCAUUACAAGCAGCAACCUCUGGGGUUGACACAUUAAGCCAACUCGAAGUGCCAAAAACUGCAGUUCCUGUAAUGGCCACUUGAGGCUGGCUCCAAAACAGAGUCAGUUCCCUUAGACCACCCAUGUUAAAAUGUCCAGCAUUACAACAGAAAUAAACACGUUUACAGCCUGGUGCAAGAAA